Messenger RNA from Strongylocentrotus purpuratus (purple sea urchin), 2829 nucleotides. RefSeq names its product putative serine protease F56F10.1 (gene prss16). Bases 25 to 1503 code for a protein of 492 amino acids. NCBI's taxonomy places the organism in Eukaryota, Metazoa, Echinodermata, Echinoidea, Camarodonta, Strongylocentrotidae. The transcript has 11 exons. Gene Ontology annotation, molecular function: serine-type exopeptidase activity; dipeptidyl-peptidase activity. Gene Ontology annotation, biological process: proteolysis. The record is from RefSeq and is a predicted model, not a curated record.
ACAUGACAUAGUCUGGAUCGAAAAAUGGCAAGAAUCCUUCAAAGUUCUGCUGUAAUUUUGGCAGUUUUGCUGCCUUUAGUGACUGGUCUUGGCUUAUUUAAGCACGGAAGACCAAAACAUGGAAUGCUUGGAGCACCACUGGCAAAGGAGAAGUACAAUCUUCCACCUGAUAUGUGGUUUAAACAAAAGUUGGACCAUUUCAAUGAUGCCGAUCUCCGAACAUGGAAUCAGCGCUUCUUCCUCAAUGGCACAUUCUACACCCCUGGAGGACCUGUGUUCCUGAUGAUUGGAGGGGAGGGCGAGGCAAACCCUGUCUGGAUGGUGGAAGGGGCAUGGAUGGAGUACGCCAAGGAGAUGAAGGCAUUCUGUAUCAUGGUGGAACAUCGCUUCUAUGGCAAGAGCCAUCCUACAGAGAACAUGAGCGUAGAUAACUUGCAAUACCUGAGCAGUGAACAGGCCUUAGCUGACCUGGCUCACUUUCGGACGGUCAUAGGUCAACAGUUAAAAUUCGACACCAAUAAAUGGAUCUCAUUUGGAGGAUCGUACCCAGGUUCCUUGUCAGCCUGGUUCAGACUAAAGUACCCUCAUCUAGUGGUCGGGGCCAUUGCAACCAGUGCACCCGUUCAGGCUCAACUUGAUUUCCCAGAGUAUUUGACCGUGGUGCGUGACUCCCUAGCAACCAGUCGAGUGGGGUCAAAGUGCAAUGAUGCUAUCCAGGCUGCUACACAUGACAUUGAGAGUCUCAUGAUGCACAUGACGGGAUGGGAGGCCCUCGCUAAAAUCUUCAAUCUCUGCAGUCCUCUGAAUGGCACAAGUAUGAAUGAUGUAGCAAACUUCUAUGAAACUCUGGCUGGAAACUUCAUGGAGACUGUACAGUAUAACAAGGACAAUAAAGCUUUUGAGGGUGGAAGUAACAACAUCACCAUCGACACACUGUGUGACAUCAUGGCUAAUGAUUCAAUAGGCACGGAGCUUUCACGUUACGCCGCUGUGAGUGCGCUGUUGAGCGAUGGAGAAUGCGUCGAUGCGUCGUACGAUAAGAUGAUUGCUGACCUGAGGGAGACCUCCUGGAAGAGCGAGGCUAGCGCAGGAGGUAGGCAGUGGACUUAUCAGACAUGUACAGAGUUUGGGUUCUAUCAAACGACAGAUACUGAUCACCAGCCGUUUGGACGACACUUUCCUCUCAGUCUCUCCAUUCAGAUGUGUGAGGAUAUCUACGGCAAGCAGUUCAACAAGACGACCAACCAAGCCGGCGUAAACUUCACUAAUACAAACUACGGUGGAAGGGACAUUGUAGCGUUCAACAUUGUUUUCCCCAAUGGAUCCAUUGACCCUUGGCAUGCCUUGGGGAUCACCAAGUCUACUGACAUGUACACAGCAAUCUUUAUAAAAGGGACUGCUCACUGUGCCAAUAUGUACCCUGCAUCGCCGGAUGAUCCAGCUGAGCUCACUCAGGCUAGGACCCAAAUCAGAGAUACCAUACAGAAGUGGCUCUCACAAUAGCAUCCAAUCAUCCAGGGUGCAGCUGCUGCUGUGGCUUAGGCCCAUUUCUUCCAUAUUAUGUACUGAUCAUGCACUGAGAGGGGAUAGGAAAGCAGCGACUGUACCAAAUGUUUUACAUUACCGAUAAGAAUGGGUUUACCAAUUAUAAUUGGAUUAAUGAACAUGUAAUGUGAUAAAUCUAAGAAUUGAUGAGGUUGGAAUUAUUCCUACUGAAAUUUGGUGUGUGUGAGGCUGAGAUUGUGGUACUAUUGGAGGGACUAAAUUAUUUAAAAAUAGAGGUUGGAGUGUGUUAUAAAAUCCAACAUUAUACCAAGAUAAUUAAUGAAAUGAAAUACAUAUGAAUGUGAUCCAUGAAAUACGCAUCUUGUCUUGAAAUAUCACAUCAAAACAUACACUUUCGGAUGGGUAUUUUCAAUCACGCAAGAUCAUUAUGUUUUAAUGGGAUUUCAUUAGUAAGAAAUAUUGGUUUAUGUUAUGUUUUUGCAUGAGCAGUAAAGUCUCAUCAAUGCAAAAUUACACAUCUAUUUCCUUACUGUACAUCGCAUUAAUUACGGGAAGUAUAGUUCAAUGUACUUCUUUGCUUCCCGUUCAUCGUAUAUUUCUGGAUUUAAUAUGUUCAUGUAAAUAUGAUGCAAGUUGCUCAUGAAGUACUUAAUAUUUCAUUUUCAUGUUUUUGUGAAAUGAUAAUCAAAGUUUGUAGUAUCAGUCAUGCGUAAUGUACUUUGAUUGUUGUAAUACCGGGUAAUUUUAUAUACUGACAGUGUACAACGACCACAUACCACUUUAGGAUCUUAUUAAAGCCAUGAACUGUACAGAAUCACCAUUAUAGCCCAAUUUUUUACCUAUAUGUUCCACAAAGCCUGAAAAUCUUGGUUCCGGUAUGUGCAAUUUUGCCCUGCAAUUCAGAUCAAUCUAAGCAGUAAGAAAGAAAACUAAACAUGCCCACUCUAUAGGUCCAGAUAAUUAUCGAGGUAGACUCCCCCUUUUAUACAGUACUCAGUGAUGUUUGUUCUCUUUUGAUAUAUCUAGCAAAAAUAUUUUUAAAGGUAUAUUUUAGCAUUAUACAUGUAUACUCCUUGUGUGUACUUAUAUGACAUUAGAGGUUUGAAACUAUAUGCACAUGUGCAUAAUUUGACUGUUACAUGUAUACUUUCAUGUUCUAUUCUGGAAAAGAGCAGCAAAGCUGUUAUUCCAAAGUUGUGAAGCGAGUAUGAUGAUCAUCUUGUUGCCUUUAUGCAUCUUUAUUGUAACUGUCUUUAUUAUUGUGAUUUAAUAUGUGUUAAAGGGAAAGUCCACCCCCAAAAUAAGUUUGUUUGGAUAGAGGCA